Tetrahymena thermophila SB210 is the source of this 4329-nucleotide messenger RNA. RefSeq lists its product as hypothetical. The transcript is spliced from 9 exons. The record is from RefSeq and is a predicted model, not a curated record. NCBI's taxonomy places the organism in Eukaryota, Ciliophora, Oligohymenophorea, Hymenostomatida, Tetrahymenidae.
AUGUAUAUGUAUUCUUAUAAUCAUUCUUUUUUUUGUUUGUUUUUUUCGUAUUAUUUAUUAAUUUUUAAUAAGUAAGUAAGUUGGAAUCAGUCUUAAUACUAAAUUGAUUUUUAACUAACUUUUCUAACAAUGAAUUAAAAGAAUAAAGCAAAAAGUAAGACUACUUAUGGAGAUUUUGCCUAGAUCGCUGCAUAAGUCUAAAUGAGAUAAUCAUCCCAAAUUAAGCAAAUUUAGGAUUCUAAAAUAUAGUAAAGCGUUCAAAGCGAUUCCUUUUCUGGAAAUUUGCAUUAAGACAAAUUUUAUGGGAACAUAGAAAAUUCUAUUUUUGCCUCUUCUUAGAUUAUAAAACAAGGUUAUCUGGAAGAAGGAUUUAGUUUGCUUAAGAAAUUGGAAUAUAUCGUGAUAGUAGCAGAGUAAAAAAGAAAGAAUGCAAAUGAUUGUGGAAAUCAAAUGUCAGAUUAGCAAAUCAAUAUUAGCAAUACCCUACAUACAAUAGAAUCUCAAAACUUACUUGCCAGCAUAAUGAACAAUUUAGCAUUUUACUACCAUUUGAAAUAAAAAACACACGCUUCCUCUCUCUAUGCAUAAAAAGCUGUUGAAUAUGAUCGAGUCUACUAAAAUUUAAUUGAAUAAUACUAAAAUGAGACCAAUUAACAAUUUCUAUCGAGUAGUUCUAAUAAUAAAAUUUAAUAUUUAGAGUCUAUUGUAAGCUAGCUUAACACUGCAUUUAAGCAUCUCCAAAAGCAUUACCAAACUUCCGUUUCCUCAAAAGAAGAAAAUGACAUGGAAGAAAUGAUCACUUAAGAGAAAAACUUAUUGGCUUUGAUUUAAACUAUAAAAUAAAUAAAAAUAAAAAAGAAUCUAUUCAACACUACAAACAGGCUUUUGAUAGCUCAAGUUUUAGAUAAGCAAAAAGAAGAUGAUGAACAGCAAUUAUAAUAAUAAUAAAUUCACCAAUCUAAGGUAUUUAGAGUGUCCUCUGCCUCGAGUUAGAUAGAAAUAGAAGGAUUAACUUUGUAUUUCCUUGGAGUUCUUUAUCAACAAUAAAACAAAAGCUCUUUAUCAUCCUUAUAUUUAAAUUAAGCCUUGACAAUUUUUUAAUCUCUUUAUCUCACAGCACCAACUCUAUAUCAUCCUUUUAUCAUCUCAAUAAAAUCUCUGAUUAACAAAUCUUCCUCUUUAUAAACAGCAAAUUAAGGAGAAUAUGGGAUGAGUUAAAAUGAUUCAGAAAAGAAAUCAAACACACAUGAAAUAUUAAAAUCUGAUGAAAACUUAGAAGACUGUUUUGAUAAUAAUUAAAAUUUAAGUUAAAGCUAUCCUAUUGUUUUUAGUGAUAAGCAACAAAUUGACCAAAAUAUUUUAUAAUAAAACUAGCAGUAAUACAAAGAAAAUCAAUAAAUAAAACUAUUUUAGCAUCUAUAACUUUAAAAUGAAUUCGCAAAUAAACAAAAAAAUAUUCUAUACAAAGAAGAUAUUAACAGGAAAUCCUCUCAAAGAAAUAGUUUAAGCCACGAAAGAAAUGAAAUUAUUCAGAUAAAGAGCUUAUAUUCUUCUGAAAAUGCUAAACAAAAUUUCAACAAUAUCAAUUUAAAAGAAGCAAACAUAAAUUAAACGGAAUGUUAAAUGAAUCCUCUUGCUUCAUCAUCUUAUGCAAUCAGCUAAAGAAGAGGAGAAUUCUACUCACCGAGGGAAGAAGAUAAAUACAAAUCAUUUAAAAAUGCUAUUGCUUCAAAGCUUUUUAAAUCUAACUAGCAAUCACCUGCUUUUACUCCAAGAAAUUCUGUUUAUACAAAUAAUUCGUCUAGAGAAGGCUCUCAAACAUACAGAUUGAGAAUGGGAAGACUGAAAGUCACUUAAGAUGGGUUUUUUUAGAAGUAAAAGAAUUCAUAUUUUCAUCAAAAAAACAUGCUUUCAUCUUCUGAUUAGAAUGAAAGUGGUGAUAAUAAAUAAAAACAAUAACUUGCUUAGUAAUAAUAACAAAUAUAAUAGCAAUAAUAAAUAGAUAUUUAGCAAUCAACUCCAUAGUAGCAAUAAAUUUAUCUUCCUAUUAAUUAACAAAAAAUUUAGUCUAUGAUUAUGAAUCACUCUUCUUAAAAAAAAAUGAAAUAAUUUCUUCAAAAUAAUGGUCUUACUAAUUUUUUGAGCUAACAUCAGCAGGGAUUACAAAAAUAGUAAGUUUUUACGCCUUAAAUUUACUCUAAAACUCCUGGCUAGUCAAAUAAUUUUGGAAAUUUGUUGUUAUCUUCUGCUCAAAAAAGUAGUUAAAAUUCUAAACAUAAAAAUUAAGCUUCAUUACAAUAGCAACCUACCAAUAUUAGUCAAUUUUCUUCAACUUAAUAACAACAACAAUAAUAAUAAUAAUAAACUAGUAAUGCCUUAAACUCUUCAAGAACAUCUCACAAAGAAAGUAAAUAAAACAAUUCUAACUAUCCUGUCAAAUAGUCUUCACUUUUAGAGGAAAUCUACCUCUCUUUCGAUUCUAUUAAUUAUCUUAAAAAUAAAAGCAACAAGAAAAAUGCAUCCUAAAAUUAAUUUUAAUAGAAUAUUUUACAUGCUAAUUAGUAAAUAAAUAGCUCAAAGCAAGCUCAAUAAUAAUUAUAAAUGCAAAAUGGAGUCUUAAAUAAAGAGCAAAAUUAGCAACAAGUUUAACAAAAUAGCAACUAGCAAUUGCAAUAAAAUCUUUAGCAAGUUUAAUAAAAUAAUAUACAACAAUAAAUAUAGUAAUAGUAAGCUGUGAAUAAAAUUUAUUAGAAUCAUUUGUAGAAAUAGUAACAAUAAUAAGAUUAGAAAAAUAAUCAAUAAAAUCAAGAAAAGAUUAGUUCAUCUGAAAAUUAAAUAAAUUACCUUCGUCAAAUCAGUGGAACUGAACCACUUAGCAGAAAAAUAUCUAUUGGUAAUAAUAAUAUAAAUACCAGUAAAUCAAACUAUAUAGGUUAAUAAAUUAAUAGUAAUAUGUUAAGCCAAGUAAACUAAGGUUCAAAUAACUUUCAGAGAAACACAUCUAUCCACAUGAUGACUCCUAAUAAAUCAACGGCUGCUUCUCUUUCGAAUAAUGGCACAUCUGAGAAGAACUCUUUGCAUAAAAAGCUACAAAAUUCAUAAAAUAUAAUUCAAUUUCACCAAAUAUUUUAGCAGUAAUAUAAAUAGUCUAUUUAAUCAGAUUAACAAUAAAUAUAGCCAUUUCAGCAGCAAGAUCACCAAUAAAAUCUUAAUGCAAACAAUUCAAGUGCUAAUUCUUAUACAACUUAAGAUUAAAAUAGUUAGCAGCAACAACAACAGCAACAGUAAUAACAGUUAUCAAGAAUCACAACUCAAGCAAAUACAACUAAUUUCACUACCAAUAACAGCAACCACAUUAAUAAUAACAAUAUUACAAGCACCAAUAACUGGGACAGCACAACUCAAGACUCGCUCUAUUUUUAAAAAAAAAUAAAGGAAAUCAAUAAAAUUGAGAAUCUCUUCCACAGAAAGGAUAGUUUGCCUGAAGGUAACGUGAUUUUGUAAGGCUACUCAUCUAAGAACAAAGAACAGAUUUCAAAGAGAUAUGUAAUUGAUGAUACUGAUAUUACUAGUGCUGCUGGACAAGCUGAUGAAAUUUCUAAACAAAACAUGAUUAAAAGAGAUGCUUAGACAGCGAGGAAAAAAUCUGUAAAACAAAAAAACUCCUUCAAUAAUUAAGAACAAAAUAUUUAUUAAAUAACACUGAAAAAUAUUUGCAAUUUCCCUAUCAAAGUGAACCACUCAAUUGGUAAAAUAAAGAAUACAAAUACAAAUCCACUAAAUACAAGAAGAUCAUCAAUCAACAGCUAACUUAAUGAAAACAACAAUAAAUUAAGCUAAAUCGAAUAAGACAAACUAAAGGAUAUUUUUAUUUGCUAAUCUCCAGUUUCAUCAAACAAAAAAUCUCAACAAUAAAAAGUAGCAAGCAAUAUUAACCAAAACUAUGUAACAAAAUCACAUAACCCAUAGUAACAGCCAUUAAAAAACUAAUUUUAAGAUAUCGAUUUGAAUAUUUUUCAUUAGUUCAUCUCUAACAACACUUAAUAAUUCUAAAUUUCUUUGGCCAAACGAAUAAAUAGCAAACUAAAAUUCUUAAAAGACAGAAUACAAACAUAAGAAGAAGAAAACAAUACCAUUAAAUAAGCAUUGAAAAUGAGUGAAGAAUUAGAAUUUUAAUUAUUUAGAAAAAGUAAAAAUUAAAUAUCAACUUUUUCUAAUGAAUCAAAUGAUAUUCAAUUAAACGCUACUGCUAUAGCUUUGGCUUCUUCAAGAUCAAACUCUCUAACGUCUAUUUCAUCUUCUUCAUUUUCGAUUUCAAACAACAAUUGA